Molecule: messenger RNA, 444 nt
Organism: Echinostoma caproni
Lineage: Eukaryota; Metazoa; Platyhelminthes; Trematoda; Plagiorchiida; Echinostomatidae
Source: the annotation of a GenBank genome assembly
UCUCGUCACGAUGCAAUUGUGGCCGCCAAACGUGAAGCUCGCGUUGUUCGAGCCGAACGCGAAGCAACCGAGGCCGAAGCUAGGUUGGCUCGGCAAGCAUCUAAGUCCCUCAAUACCCCCGAUCGAUCUCAAAUGUCUGCCGCACCCAUCCACUCACCUUCUCCAAGCAACGACUCUGAACCCUCCAGUCCGGUCUCACAAGAGGCCGAAGAGCUACGACAACGUCUUCUAGCAAAAAUGCUCAAACGUCGAGAGGAUAUGCUUCGUGACGUGUUGUUGAAGGUAGAUUUGAGAACAGGCGUACUCUGUUGUGAGAUCAAGAUUCCAGAAUUCGCUCACCAUCAGGUUGUUUGUUUUGACUCUAUGUCAUCGACUCGUAUUACUCGAGCACAGUGUCUGAAUCUUCACACCUGUGAUGCGUUCAAGUCUCAUCGGGAGUUUUGA